Messenger RNA from Bubalus bubalis (water buffalo), 1902 nucleotides. Its product is annotated as olfactory receptor 10A3-like. The transcript has a single exon. Lineage: Eukaryota; Metazoa; Chordata; Mammalia; Artiodactyla; Bovidae. The coding region runs from base 510 to 1454 and encodes 314 amino acids. Gene Ontology annotation, cellular component: membrane. Gene Ontology annotation, molecular function: G protein-coupled receptor activity; olfactory receptor activity. The record is from RefSeq and is a predicted model, not a curated record. Gene Ontology annotation, biological process: G protein-coupled receptor signaling pathway.
GUCUUACCUGUUCUAUUUUCAAAAUCUUUAAGUAUUUCUUAGUUCAGAGCCUUUUGAAUGAAAUGAGGAGUGCUAGCCCACAUUUGCUUUCCGCUUAUGGCCCUAUGUUCUGAUUAGCAUAAGCAAACAUGAGCUUUAUUUUUGUGGCCUUAAAUUUUAUAUUUACAUAAAGUUGAGAAAAUAGAUGCUACCUUUAGCAGUGUUUUAUGAAUGGGAUCUAAGUUAUAGAAUAUUCCUAUUUGCUUUAACAUUGAAUUUGAUUUUCAAACUACAUGGUGUUUGCAAUAAAACUCUGAUAUUGUUUUGUGUGUAUCAGACAAGAUUUCUAAGUUAGAAUAAUCAGCCAUUCUCCAAAAUUGUCAAAAUAGAUUUCUAUCAGGAUGGGCUCCUCUUUAUAUAUUUUGUCAAGAUUGUUUGGGUUGAAUGCGGAUGCUGGCUCAGAACUGUUAGAUUGUGACUUAGUACUUUGUAAACUAUGUUCCUAAAACAGUAAAUGCUCCACUGUUGACAUGAAAAGGCAGAACCAAAGCUCGGUGUCCGACUUCAUCCUCUUGGGCUUUUCUAAUUUUCCUGAACUACAGAGGCAGCUCUUUUGGGUGUUCUUGGCUGAUUACCUGGUGACUCUGCUGGGAAAUGCCAUCAUUAUAGUCGUCAUCUCCCUGGAGCAGAGCCUCCAUGUUCCCAUGUACUUGUUUCUCCUGAACCUGUCUGUGGUGGAAGUGGGUUUCAGUGCAGUCAUCAUGCCUGAGAUGCUGGUGGUCCUCUCCAGUGAAAAAACUACGAUCACUUUUGCAGGCUGUUUUUCACAGAUGUACUUCAUUCUUCUUUUUGGGGGGACUGAAUGUUUUCUCCUGGGGGCAAUGGCUUAUGACCGAUUUGCUGCAAUCUGCCAUCCUCUGAGCUACCCAGUGACUAUGAACAAAAGGGUUUUCACGAAAUUAGUAAUGCUCUCAUGGGUUUCAGGGAUCAUGGUGGCUACUGUGCAGACCUCGUGGGUGUUUAGUUUUCCCUUUUGUGGCCCCAGUGAAAUUAAUCAUCUCUUCUGUGAGACUCCCCCAGUGUUAGAGCUUGCAUGUGCAGACACCUUUUUGUUUGAGAUCUAUGCAUUCACUGGCACCAUUUUGAUUGUUAUGGUUCCUUUCGUGUUGAUACUCUUGUCUUAUGUUCGAAUUCUCUUUGCCAUCCUGAAGAUGCCAUCAACCACUGGGAAGCAAAAAGCCUUUUCCACCUGUACGUCCCAUCUCACAUCUGUUACCCUCUUCUAUGGCACAGCAAGCAUGACUUACUUACAACCCAAAUCUGGCUAUUCCCCAGAAACCAAGAAGCUGAUGUCCUUGGCUUACACGUUGCUCACACCUCUGCUGAAUCCACUGAUCUACAGCUUGCGAAACAGUGAGAUGAAAAGAGUUUUGUUAAAAGUAUGGCGAAGAAAAGUGGAUUUACAUGCAUUCUGACUAUGCUGAAAAUGCAGGUGAUAUUGAUUCACUGCCAGACUGAACAUUAUUUCAAUUUAAUAGUGGUGAAAAUAGUUUACAUUUCUUGAUACUAAUAUAUUUAAUUUGUUGAUUUUUCCAAGUUUAAAAAUAUGUCAGGAUCCCUCUGUUAUGAUAGUAUGUUCACAUUCAUUUUCUAUACGUGUGUAAGUUCUUUUUUAUUGGCUGCUCUGCAGGGCAUGUAGGAUCUUAAUUCCCUGACCAGGGAUGGAAACCUGAGUCCCUUGAAUUGGAGGCGGAGUCUUAAUUACUGGACCACUGGGGAACGCCACAUAGGUGCAUAACUUUGAUGACGUGAUAUAGCAAUUUAUUUAUCUGUUCUUUUAUCAUGAAUGUUCAGGUUGUUACAGGAUUACGGUCAUUUAGAUGCGAUUUAAAUAAAGAACUACUUCCGUUUGUUCAUAUGUAC